ACGGACGAGCAGGCGAUGCUGGAGGACUGCCAGGUGGCUCUGAUGGAUUUGGAGAAGGUCACUUUCUACUUCCUGCAGUUUGAGGGCGAGCCCCUGGUGGCCAACAUGCCCAUGUCCUUCCAGGUUGAAGGGUCUCGUCAGGCGUUGAAAGUCUGUUUCCACCUGGAGAGUUUCUACUUCCUGCAGCUUCCCCCCCGCCUGAGGAGUGGAGGAGGAGUGAAGAUCUGCCCCGUGCUCUUCACUCAGG
Messenger RNA from Notothenia coriiceps (black rockcod), 247 nucleotides. RefSeq names its product phosphatidylinositol 3,4,5-trisphosphate-dependent Rac exchanger 2 protein-like. The record is from RefSeq and is a predicted model, not a curated record. Gene Ontology annotation, molecular function: phosphatidylinositol-3,4-bisphosphate 4-phosphatase activity. The annotation marks the transcript as partial. NCBI's taxonomy places the organism in Eukaryota, Metazoa, Chordata, Actinopteri, Perciformes, Nototheniidae. The transcript is spliced from 2 exons. Gene Ontology annotation, cellular component: cytoplasm.